This is a messenger RNA of Penicillium odoratum, 1368 nucleotides long. RefSeq names its product proline iminopeptidase. Lineage: Eukaryota; Fungi; Ascomycota; Eurotiomycetes; Eurotiales; Aspergillaceae. The record is from RefSeq and is a predicted model, not a curated record. Gene Ontology annotation, biological process: proteolysis. The transcript has 9 exons. The coding region runs from base 1 to 1368 and encodes 455 amino acids. Gene Ontology annotation, molecular function: peptidase activity.
AUGGCAAUGGCAGCGAAAUUGAUUGAUAAAAAGCUUCACAGCUUUCCCGGCAAGAUGCGGGUGGCUGAGUGGUUUUUCGACGUUCCAGUCGAUUACAGCAAACUACCCGCAGAUGGUGGUAACACACUGAGGCUGUUUGUUCGCAGCGUCUCACGUCUUGACAGCCCUGUUGAGCAGCAAUCUAAGGAAGAGAACAAGUCUCCCAUUCCAUGGCUUGUCUACCUCCAAGGUGGACCAGGCUUUGGAUGUGGUCCCCCCCAAAACUACGCUUGGGUGGAUUCGGUGCUGAAUAAGGGGUACCACGUCUUGUUUCUAGACCAGCGUGGCACUGGUCUUAGCCAGACCAUUACAGCAGAAACUCUUGCUCGCCAAGGAAAUGCCAUACAACAGGCCGAGUACCUCAAGAAUUUCCGUGCCGACAGCAUUGUCAAGGAUUGCGAGGCACUUCGUCUGGACUUGACUAAGAACUAUCCAGAGGACCAGCGCAAAUGGAGUAUCAUGGGUCAGAGCUUCGGUGGUUUCUGCGUCACCACUUACCUCUCGACAUACCCCGAGUCUCUGAAGGAAGCCUUCAUCUGCGCUGGAUUGCCUCCUAUGGUCAAUGACCCAGAUCCGGUUUACGCUCGGACCUAUGAAAAGGUCGUGGAGAGAAACAAGGUCUACUACGCCAAAUAUCCCGAAGAUAUAGAGCGAGUCAAGACCAUCAUGAAGUACUUGACCACCAAUAAGGUCGCCUUGCAGUCAGGAUGGCUCACUCCAGCUCGAUUCCAACAACUUGGAAUUCUUUUCGGUUUCCACGGUGGUAUCGAUACCGUGCACGACAUCGUUCUCCGCACUUGCCACGACCUGGAGAUUUUCGGAUUUCUCACAAAGCCUACUCUGGCCACUAUUGACAGCAACGGUGGCAUGGAUAAAAACAUCAUCUACGCCAUUCUGCAUGAAUCCAUCUACUGCCAAGGCAAAUCUUCACGCUGGUCUGCCGAUAGACAAAGAAGCGAAGACGUUCGCUACAAAACCGAUGGGUCUCAGCCCGAGAUCUACUUUACCGGAGAGAUGGCUUUCAAAGACAUGCUCGACUCGUACUCGGAACUUGACCAGGUCCGAGACGUGGCACACAUUCUCGCUGAAAAAGAGGAUUGGCCUGCCCUCUAUAAUGAGGAACAGCUGGCAAAGAACGAAGUUCCCGUCUACGCUGCUACGUACAUUGAUGAUAUGUAUGUGCACUAUGACCUGGCCGCCAAGACUGCUACGAAGAUUAAGGGUAUCAAACAGUUCAUCACCAACACGAUGUACCAUGAUGCUCUGCGGAGUAAGUCUGGGGAAGUUAUGCGUCAGCUCUUCGCCCUGCGCGAUGAUACCAUUGAUUAA